GGUGCUGAAGCUGAGCGCUUCACUUUCUCAGAAACGCGCAUCUGCUGAAGUCCUGAUCUGAUCCGGACCGGUUCGUCAGGCUCUGAACUCGCGUCUGGUCCAAAGAAAAGAGAAACUGGUUGAACCGGCGGAUCUGACGGAGCAGGAAGCGGGAUGGAGCAGAAGGCAGCGUUCAGCCCGGGGGACCGGAAGGAUUCCCCCGCGGACAGCGCCGUCCUCAACGGACACUUUGACGGGAUGGGGAAGCGGCCGGCGGCGGAGCACGGGUCCCAGCCCGAGUCCCAGCCCGGAUCCCAACGGGCCACCGGGUCCCAGCGGGCCACCGGCUCGGUGAUGGAGAGCUGGAAGGAGGAGCGGACCCGCAGCCUGGAGGACAACGAGAUGAGCCUGCCGUCGCUGGCCGCCGCCUACACCACCAUCCUGCGGGGGCUGGGAGAGGACCCGCAGCGCCAGGGGCUCCUGAAGACCCCCUGGAGGGCCGCCACCGCCAUGCAGUUCUUCACCAAGGGAUACCAGGAGAAAAUUAUCGAUGUGCUGAACGACGCGAUCUUUGACGAAGACCACGACGAGAUGGUGAUCGUCAAAGACAUCGACAUGUUCUCCAUGUGCGAGCAUCACCUGGUGCCCAUCUUUGGCCGGGUUCACAUCGGUUACCUCCCCAACAAACGGGUUCUGGGUCUGAGCAAGCUGGCCAGGAUUGUUGAAAUCUACAGCCGUCGACUACAAGUCCAGGAGAGGUUGACCAAACAGAUUGCCGUUGCCAUCACCGAGGCCCUGCAACCCACCGGGGUCGGAGUCGUUGUCGAGGCAACCCACAUGUGCAUGGUGAUGCGAGGCGUCCAGAAGAUGAACAGUAAAACCGUCACCAGCACCAUGCUGGGAGUCUUUAGAGAAGACCCGAAAACCCGCGACGAGUUCCUGACCCUCAUCCGGAGCUGAAGGAGCUCCUCUUCCUCCUGUUGCCUGGGGUUGCCUCCACCUGCUCAGCCUGCCUGCCGCUGUGUGUCUGUGUGUGUGUGUGUGUGUGUUAUUGUUCACUCUGUUGACCCGAUGACCCGGAGCGUUGCCUCAAGGUUGACUGACCCGAUUAUUCUGACAGAUUUGACCCUGCGGGUUUUUUUUAGGAUGUUCUCUGAGACACCUGAGCUUCUCCUAAAAACUCAGAACAAUUUUCUUGUAGCAUAAAUACAUAUAUUUUUGCAUAAUUUCAUCAAUCUAUUGCUACAAUGUAGCUUAUUUGUAGCUUUAAAACCCAUUCAUAGUUUGUAGCAUGCUACACGCUAAUUAUGCUAACUACACUACGUGCUAAUUUAGUUAAAUAUUGACUGUUCUGCUGGCUAAUUAUGCUAAUUUUAAUUAGCUUAAUGCUGUCCUACAUGACAGUUGAGGUACAUGCUAGCUAUGCUAAUAUGAGCAAUGCUGCAAGAAAAGUUUGCUGAAAUUUUUACCAUGGGGCCAAUUCUUUGAAAUUAUUAUUUCAAUUCCUAAAUGUAUUUUAUUUAAAAAUAAUAAGUUGUGUCCUUGGACUAGACCUUUCUCCCUGGUGGUCAUGGGAUGCUUCUGCCCCCUCUGCCAGGGCUAAAGCGUAGCUUACCACCAUCUGUGUAUGAAUGUGUCUGAGUGUAAAUGACUGAAUGUAGUGUUGAGCGCUUUCUAGUCCUCUGGACUAGAUCAACGUUGCACAAGUACAGGCCACUCACCAUUUGUCUGGAAUUUUGCACGUGUAUUUUCAUCAACAAGAAAAGGAUAUCACUUUGUUUUUAUUUUUAGCCAAAUUUUAAUAAAUGGCUGUGGCCAAUCUGGAUUUCAAUGAACAUAAUAGGAUGUCUUGGUCCUGUUCACUUUCAAAUUGAAUGGAAAAAAAAAAUGAUAAAUACCUUGUGUUGUACCUUACAUUCUCCAUUUUGCAAUUUUAUCAGUAUAUUUUUAAAAGCCUCCCUUUGUUAAGAUUUGACCCCAAACAUUUUACAUGUUAAUCUGCGUCGACUGGCUGAGUUAGCAAACCAAACUUAAACAAUUCAUGAAUUGUGGUCGAGGGCCACACAAAAUAAUCCCCAGGGCAGACAAUGGCCCGCGAGCCACACAUUGGACAUCCCUAACUGAGGUAGAUAAAAGAAAUUCUGUCCUCUGUGAAAGAUUAAGUUAUGAUGACUUCCUAAAGGUGAUCAGUCUAUUUUGAACUCUACUGUCUACCUUUGAAACGGUUCAAUGUCAGCUGGUCACCUGCCAACUGUGCUACAAGCUAGUUUCUAUAUCAGCGUCAGAAAGUCUUUUCAUUAAUCUUUAAAAUCCUGCAGAUGAUGUUGGAAGACAAGCUGCCUGACCUCUGACCUGUCUGAGCUUUUAUAUUCCCUGAGGAUUUUAAUAAAGGUUAAAAGUCGCAGCAAUUAUCUCCAGGUGUUAGCAUUAGCAUGUUCCCAAAAAAUACCUGAAUCCUUGUUGAAACCAACAUUUUCCCUUGAAACAUAUUUUUUCAUUCCUUUGUGAGGAACUGCCUUUAAAGCCAACCAGCCUCAGAACAGAUAUUUUAUGUCCAUAAGAGUUUUAUUCAAUGUAUUUGUAUGCAUGUGUGUUUUCCUCUCCGUUUCCAUCCUGGUAGAUGAACACUGUGAAGAGAUGUUUGUUGUUUUGUGUCUUUGCACACCAGUGCAUCAUGAUGUCCGCUGUCUGGUUUUAAUGGUGUAACUGGAAGAUGAAUGCUAAGAAAAAAAAAGCUUUAACUGUUUCUGUGGCCUUGUUUAAUUGUUGUGCUCAUUUUAAAGACUUUUUAAUCAAAGAUAAUAAAAGUAUGUGACGGCA
Messenger RNA from Poeciliopsis prolifica (blackstripe livebearer), 2799 nucleotides. Its product is annotated as GTP cyclohydrolase 1-like. Lineage: Eukaryota; Metazoa; Chordata; Actinopteri; Cyprinodontiformes; Poeciliidae. Gene Ontology annotation, molecular function: GTP binding; GTP cyclohydrolase I activity; zinc ion binding. Gene Ontology annotation, cellular component: cytoplasm. Bases 154 to 939 code for a protein of 261 amino acids. The transcript has 6 exons. Gene Ontology annotation, biological process: tetrahydrobiopterin biosynthetic process; tetrahydrofolate biosynthetic process. The record is from RefSeq and is a predicted model, not a curated record.